Molecule: messenger RNA, 500 nt
Organism: Phytophthora infestans T30-4
Lineage: Eukaryota; Oomycota; Peronosporomycetes; Peronosporales; Peronosporaceae
Exons: 1
Coding region: 1-363 (120 amino acids)
Source: RefSeq, a predicted model, not a curated record
AUGCGGCUUACCGAGACCCUGUUGGCGAUUGCCAUCGUUCUAGUCGCCAGCAGCAAUGUUGUCGCGGCUGCUUCCAAGAAGACUCCUGCUAAAAACGGUCUCUAUGCCGAGCUGUACAACGUCGAAGACGGCGUCAUCACAAACAAGAUGCGCGUACCUCUUGGCAACGCCAAGCAAUACCAGCAGAGUGACUUCAAGUCCUUGAAGACAACACUCGAGACGAACAAGGAAGAACGAGCUGCUGUUCAUCUUCCAAGAGGCUUCAAUUCGUUGAUCUCAGGCUUGGAGCGUUUUGUGGGCCUCAUCGGAAAACCCUUUAAAUGGAGCAGGGGCACGCGUCGACUGCGAGUUGAAGAUGCGUAAGACAUAACCAAUAGUCUGCGCUCAUUCUUUUCAAUCAACGCGGGAGGUAUCACAGGAAAACCUCAAGCCUUGGAAAAACAUUAUACGCUUUAAUAACUGUAAGGUUUGAUGCAGAGGUAUCACAUCCUGUCUACAUU